Drosophila virilis is the source of this 1149-nucleotide messenger RNA. RefSeq names its product RAS oncogene family member RabX5 (gene RabX5). NCBI's taxonomy places the organism in Eukaryota, Metazoa, Arthropoda, Insecta, Diptera, Drosophilidae. Gene Ontology annotation, molecular function: GTP binding; GTPase activity. The record is from RefSeq and is a predicted model, not a curated record. Gene Ontology annotation, biological process: vesicle-mediated transport.
AUGUGCUAUUAGCUUACGCAAAUCUCAACUUUCCAAGUUUGUAUCACAGCAAAAACUCAACUAAACGCACAUGGGGAAAUUCCUGAUCAAGUUUGAGGCUCAGCUCUGUGCCACAUUGCUAUCGCUGGUUAACCCAAUUCGAGGGUUAUCAGCGGGGCAUAUUUGCAUAUAAAGUUGGAGCACCUGUGGCGCACCUUGAGCACCUGAUAGCCCGCCAAGUUCAGGCCGAGGCUUGUGGUUUUUUGUGAAGCAUUUUUCCGUUUUGGUUUGCGACCGCAGUCAGUUGGCAACGAGACGUACACAAUGCCCCAUCGAAUGCGCCAGAAUCUGUUGUUGCCCGCGACGCCAACGGCGACCCAGCACGAUCCGCGCACACAUUUGCGGCAUUUGCCGCCCGCCUACAGCUUGGCCCAGACGCCCUACAGCCGGGACAAGGAUUUUGCGCCCCAGCUGCGCUACCAACUGGAGCUGCCGCGCAAGCCCAAGCUGCGUCCCUGCAAGGUCAUCUUUGUGGGUGACUGCGCCGUGGGCAAAACGGCCAUUGUGAAUCGCUUCUGCUACGACAAGUUCCAGUCGAACUAUAAGGCAACCAUUGGCGUUGACUUUGAGCUGGAGAACUUUAGCAUAUUGGGUCACAAUUUCGGCCUGGAGAUGUGGGAUACGGCUGGCCAGGAGCGUUUCAAGUGCAUAGCGGGCGCCUAUUAUCGCAAUGCUAGUGUCAUUGUGGCCACCUACGACAUGGCCAAGCGCGAGUCUCUAGAGGCUGCCAAAAAGUGGCUUUCGAGCGCCCUCAACUACAACACAACGCAGAAACCUUUGAUAUUUCUAGUGGGCACAAAAGCAGAUCUCUUGACCAAGGAGGAGUUCGUGCGAAUGGAGCGCCUCGCGGGCGUGGCAGCUGCCGAGCUGCAGGCCGAAUAUUGGUCCGUAUCGGCGCGUUCCGGUUACAAGAUCAACGAAUUCUUUCAACGUUUGGCCGCAUUGGCCUUUGAAACGGCCAUGCAGCAACAAUUAAAAUUAUUAAAGAGCACAGCAGAGGAGCAGACGACACAAACGCCAGAAAAGUCGCAAAAAUUUGACUUACGCAGUUAUUUCACAAGUCGCUCCAGCAAACAAAAGAGUGGCUGUGCCUGCUGAUUAACACACACA